Molecule: messenger RNA, 2196 nt
Organism: Ictalurus punctatus (channel catfish)
Lineage: Eukaryota; Metazoa; Chordata; Actinopteri; Siluriformes; Ictaluridae
Gene: mafa
Product: v-maf avian musculoaponeurotic fibrosarcoma oncogene homolog a (paralog a)
Exons: 2
Coding region: 1051-2157 (368 amino acids)
Biological process (GO): regulation of transcription by RNA polymerase II
Cellular component (GO): nucleus
Molecular function (GO): DNA-binding transcription factor activity, RNA polymerase II-specific; RNA polymerase II cis-regulatory region sequence-specific DNA binding
Source: RefSeq, a predicted model, not a curated record
AAAUAAUAUUUUAUUUUUGUCCAGAAAAUAGGAUUUAACGCUGUAUUUCCCCCAUAAACCAAACAGAGUGGAGGGCAGCUUAAAUAAAGAACGGGAUAUUUCCCAUAAUUCAAUGUGCAAAGUAUUUCAGUUGUGUCGUUGUGCAUGUUGGGACAGGAUUCACGUCCAUCAUGAAAGAAACGAAAAGAAGAAGAAGAGGAAGGAGAAGAAGAAGAAAUGCAUAAUGUUGCUGUUAUAAGCAGCAAAUUAACGAAUAGUAAAAUGCUCACGUGAGAAAAAUAUAUGCAUAUCAUAAGAACAAAAAAAUCGUGCAUAUGCAAAGCAUUCAAAAAUGUGGCGUGAAAGAGUUAAGAGUGAAGUGUUAAGGAGUCCAGCUGACAGUCAGCUGAGAAAAAAAAAAGUUUUGGCUCCUCUUCUGAUAUGCUAAUAUGAACUGCUAGGACGCACCCUAUUGGCUGUCGCUCCUAGUCAAUUCCGCGUAUGCCCGUGACGUCAGAACGCCUAUAAAACUCAGCAAUGCUUUUAAACUCAUCUGGUGUUGUGUUGGCUUUUCAAAAAUAACUCCCACACGUUCUUCACGUCCGAGUCGCAAGUUGUCCGCAAGUGCAUUUCAUUAUUUUCUCUAAAACCUUCUCUCAGUUGCUCUUGCUGCAGUCUGCACGAUGUGAUUCAGGACGAGCGCGCACAAAAAAAAAGUCUUCCAUGUCCGAAAAGCAAAGCGAGAGAAAGAGAGAGAGAGAGAGAGAGAGAAAGAGAGAGAGAGAGAGAGAAAGAGAAAGAUUGAAGAGCUGCAGCUGGGAUCUCGGAUGCAUGUGAAGUCUGCGGGACAGUGUGCGUAAAGGUUGGAGUUGAAAGGCUGGGGGAAAAGACCAAGGCAAGAAAAGGACUUCUUUUGCCCUUUUUUUUUUUUUUUUUUUUUUUUUUUUUUUUUUUUUUUAACUGAAGACGGGAACAAAAAAGAAAGCCAUCAAGCUGGCUCACUCUCUCCCGGCCCACACCGCGCUGACAGCCGCUCUUCAGCCCCUGUGGAGGAGCGUCAACGGGAAGCGCAUGGCGUCCGAGCUGGCGCUGAGCUCCACCGAGUUGCCCACCAGCCCUCUCGCCAUGGAGUACGUCAACGAUUUCGACCUGAUGAAGUUCGAGGUGAAGAAGGAGCCGGCGGAAACCGAGCGCGUCGGUUUGACCCAGUGUGGGCGCCUGCUCGCCGGAGGCUCCCUGUCUUCUACGCCGAUGAGCACACCGUGCAGCUCGGUGCCGCCCUCUCCGAGCUUCUCUGCGCCUAGUCCCGGUUCAGGGGGCGAGCCCAAAGCGCACUUGGAGGACUUUUACUGGAUGGGUGGCUACGCGCAACAUCAACAACAACAACAGCAGCAGCAGCAGCAGCAGCAUCAACAUCAGCAGCAUCAACAACAGCAACAGCAGCAGCAGCAGCAGCAGCAGGCGCCGUUAAACGCGGAGGCGCUCGGCUUCGGCACGGACGACGCCAUGGAGGCGCUGAUCAGCAGCGCGCACCAGCUGCACGCCUUCGACGGCUACGCGCGGGCGCAGCAGUUCCCCGCUGCAGAAGAAGUUGGGCCGGCCGCGGCUGUGGUUUCAGCCGUGAUCGCCGCCGCGACUGCUCCUCACCACCAGCACCAUCAUCAUCACCAUCACGGCAGCAGCGCGCAUCCAUCCGGCGCCGCGAGCAACCACAGCCAUAACCAUCAUCAUCACCACCACCAACAGCAGCAGCAACAGCAGCAGCAGCAACACGGACACGCGCACGGACACGGGCACGUGGACGACCGCUUCUCGGACGAGCAGCUCGUCACCAUGUCGGUGCGCGAGCUGAACCGGCAGCUGCGCGGCGUCAGCAAGGAGGAGGUGAUCCGCCUGAAGCAGAAGCGGCGGACGCUGAAGAACCGCGGCUACGCGCAGUCGUGCCGCUUCAAGCGCGUGCAGCAGCGGCACGUGCUCGAGGGCGAGAAGACGCAGCUGCUGCAGCAGGUCGAGCACCUCAAGCAGGAGAUCGCGCGCCUGAUGCGCGAGCGCGACGCGUACAAGCAGAAGUACGAGAAGCUCGUGGGAAGCGGCUUCCGCGAGAACGGCUCGAGCAGCGACAACAACCCGUCGUCGCCGGAGUUUUUCAUGUCCUCCAGAAAGUUCCUUCACCUGUGACUGUGACUCCGCCCCUAAAGCCCCGCCCUGAAGAAUGAG